Messenger RNA from Schistosoma intercalatum, 1546 nucleotides. The record is from the annotation of a GenBank genome assembly. Lineage: Eukaryota; Metazoa; Platyhelminthes; Trematoda; Strigeidida; Schistosomatidae.
UUGCUUCGCGGUGUAUAUUUGACACAAACGUUACCUCAAGUGAUAAGGUGACUUUCUCUUCAGGAGUAAAGUCGGUUUGUAAAUUUCCCCUUUGAAGUUUGGAUGUUGUGAUACUUGUUUCCAACAUAUGACCACAAAAAUUGCAACAGUAGCCAACUUGGCUUUUCAUGCAUUUCAACAGCACUCAGUACGUGCUACAUUGGGCCCAGCAUCAGCUAAUAUUAACAAUGGGAUGGGGGAUUCUCAUCCUUGUACAAAUGGCAAUUCUCCAACACAUUCUGAUAAACCCGUUUCCCCAACUCUUCCGGUAAAACAUAAACAUUUAUCGGAAUCUUUAUGUCGUUUGCUAGCAUGUGUUCGCUCUCUUACUCCAAAAGAUGUUGGGUUUGAUGUUCGAUGGAUCUCUGAUUCAAAUAUAUCAUCUGCUCCAGUCGCUUAUGUGCAUAUUAUGGAAAAUGAAGUAUUUUCCAUGGGUAUUUUUAUUUUGAAACCUGGCUCUCGUAUACCCUUACAUGAUCAUCCGGGAAUGUAUGGAAUUUUAAAAGUUUUAACGGGUUCUGUACGAUGUCGUAGUUUCACACGAUUGAAAAAUGUCAAAUCAACAACAGAUUUAGGAAAUUAUAAACCAUCGUUAUCGGUUUUUGAUGAUUCAAAAUGGCAAUUGACCGACUUAAUCAUUGCUCGACCACAUCAAGAUACAGUCCUAUCUCCGGACCAUCAACCUUGUUUGCUUUUUCCAAUUGAAGGUAAUUUACAUGAAAUUACUCCAGUUGAUGGCCCGGCAGUUUUUCUCGAUAUACUAGCUCCUCCAUAUGAUCAUGAUUUAGGAACCAGAGAAUGUCGAUUUUAUAAAGAAGUCAUCAUACCACAAAUGAACUCUAAUUCACUAUUAUCACAGAACAACUUGCAUAAUAACAAUAAUAAUGAAGAACUCUCAUCUUCAGCUGAUUCUUCAGAUCCUGAUCAAUGCACAAAUCAGUCAGAAAAAGAUUCAAUUGUUUAUUUGGUUGAAACAAACCAACCAUCAGAUUAUUGGUGUGAAUCUGCGGAAUAUAAUGGACCUAGUGUAGUUUAGUAUUACUGAAGAGUGUUUUUUGUUAGAAAGAAAAUUUUGAAUUUUUUCCCGUGGUUCUUUAAUUCUACUACAUCAGCUUAUCACAUUCACUAUUUCUAAGAACUUACUAACCUCAUUAUUAUUAUUAUUUAUCGUUAAUGAUUCAUUCUCGCGGCAUUUUACACUGAUCAUCCAAUUUUGAAUAUUUCACUCUCCCUGCUUCUGUUACUCUCUAUUCCUUUUCUCUUUCUUUACUUAUGUGAUAAUAAAAUCAGUUUAUAAUUUGAUGUACAAAUUCACUUCGCCUCGUUUUCAUCAUAAUACUGGGCAGUCCAGUAUUCUGCAUUACUUUUCACACAUCCGUAUACCCAUUCUCUUUUUUGCGAUGUCUUUUCGGUUAAUACCGCCAUGUUUAGUUUAUUCUUGCUUUUGUUUACAUUUUAAGUAUUUAAAGAAAUCUGUGUCCUUGGUGUUGUUAUUAUUAUUAUUAUU